GCACUUCCCAGUCAGCUCCAGAGUAAUAAGGGCCUGCGUUUAUUAUCUACCAUGCGUCUUCCGGAGCCAGGAGGGCCCUUCCUGCUCUCCCUCACCGCCUUGCCUGUCUCCUAUGUGGUGAACUCCCUUUCUGUCGUAUCAGACCCCACCUCUAUAGCUGGUAUUGGUGCCUUUGUCCUCCUUGCCUUGCUGGUUCUGUUAUUUCUAUUUCUCCAAAAAAGUCCUCCUAAGGAUCCUUUAUUCUAUGUUUUUGCUAUUUUCUCCUUCACAAGUGUCAUUGACUUGAUAAUAUGGCUGGAAGAAGGUGGCUAUAUCAGUGGGUUUAUGGAGUUUUAUAUGAAAGAGGGGGAACCAUAUCUCCGCACUGCACAUGGACUUCUCAUCUGUCUGUGGGAUGGCACUGUACAUUACAUACUCUACCUUUUAAUGUUGGCAGCCAUUGCCAGAGGGAAAAAUUACAAAGCAGUGGGUCUUUUCUGGCUGGGAUCCCUGUGCAUUAGUAUGCUUAUUUUCCUCCCUGGAAAUGUGAUUGGAAAGUAUGGGACUGAAAUACGACCUGCCUUUCUGCUUAAUGUACCCUAUGUGGCGCUACCUGUCUGGGCUGGGUUACGGAUAUUCCGUGGACGUCAUUCUCUUCCCAAAAUAUCACCUGAAAGGGUUGAGGAAGUGCACAGCCAGGGAAUCCAUCAGCGUCCUUUGGAUAUUGCUCUGAUUGUGUACCUGCUGGGAGCUAUCAUUUUUACUCUCUUCAGGGGUUUGCUUGUCCUGGAUUGCCCUUCUGACUCCUGCUUUACAUACAUCUAUCAGUAUGAGCCAUAUUUGAAGGACCCGGUAGCAUAUCCUAAGGUUCAGAUGCUGGUCUUUAUGUUCUACGUCCUACCAUUUCUUUGUAUGUCUGUUUAUGCUUUGUUAUAUCCUGGAUGCUCAUGGAUGUUGGACUGGACUUUGAUAUAUGCUGGGGCUAUUGCACAAGCCCAGUUUGCUCAUAUGGGAUCUUCACUUUAUCAUCGAACCCCCUACACAUAUCGUGUCCCUCGUGAUGCUUGGUGGGUGUUUAUGAUAUCUAACAGCCUGUACACUCUUGGGCUUCAGUUGCUUGCUUACCGUUGUCUCAGAAACCCAGCCUUCUUCCUCCAGAAAUCAUGUCACUCUGCUGAGGAUGGCAAGAAACAGAAUUAGGGUUAAAAGAGGACAGUGAAUGGACAGGCUUAUAUGGACAAGCAUGAAGGUACCUGAGAAAGACGCUAACUGUCUGCCGUGCUCUUUAUAUGUUUUGGGAAGUACAACUGGAGCCUUUUGAAAUGGAUGCUGAUCAGUAACAAAAUAUAGCAGGACUUAUUCUAAAAAAUCAUGAGUGUUUAUCAUCUGUGAUUGCACUGAAGUCUGGAAGAGAUAUGUUUGUAAAGGGAAACUAUACUUAUAUAUAGCUUCUAUUAAUUUGGUAAAGUAAUCAGCUAGCAUCACCAAGGAGCUGCACUCUCUGCUUUGUUAUAAUAAGACCCAUUGUUAAAGCCUUGUAUGAGGGUAUAGUUUCCUUUUAAAUAGUUUGCUAAAAAGUUUUUGCUUCUUUUGGAUUGUGUUUUUACUGAUGUUUCCAUAUACUUAGGCUAAAGACAGUCCAACAGUGCGAACGUCAGUCCAUAUUUUACCAUUGAUGCUAUUGCACUCAAGCACUUAGGUCAUGGCUCACUGAAACUUUUAUAACUUGAAAAUGCAACAGCUGCUCACAUGAGCCAUAAACCUUGUGCUCUCUGUUUUUGGGCUUUCAUCAAUGAUUUAAUCCUUCUCCUGUUGGAUUAUUGUGAUCCUCGAGGAUUAUCCUGGCCAUCCACCAUUGCUUUGGGCAGGUGGCAUUAGUAGUGAAUUAACAACAGUAGAGUAAUGAAGUCAUAAUUCUUGUAUUUAUUUUUUAAAAAGAAGGCCAUACAAAGAUUUUAGCAUUUAGGACAAAAAAAAACUUUUUUUGGUAAAAUAUUAGUUGCCCUGCAAAAAUGUCUGUUUUGGUAUAUUUCAAAAAUGUGAAUUUGUUAUUUUACGGACUGAAAAUAAUAUUUAUGCUCUUAAUAAUAAAAUGUCAGGUUUUUUGUGAACUGUCUUCUAUAUACUUGCCAUACAAGAGAAUAAUCAUAAACAGAACCAUUUGCUUUAAGGAUCAUUGACAUUUUUUUAUAUUAAAUAAAAGAAUUUUAAUCCCA
This is a messenger RNA of Xenopus tropicalis (tropical clawed frog), 2195 nucleotides long. It is a transcript of the gene tm6sf2, whose product is annotated as transmembrane 6 superfamily member 2. The record is from RefSeq and is marked provisional. The transcript has 10 exons. NCBI's taxonomy places the organism in Eukaryota, Metazoa, Chordata, Amphibia, Anura, Pipidae. Gene Ontology annotation, cellular component: membrane; endomembrane system. Bases 52 to 1179 code for a protein of 375 amino acids.